This is a messenger RNA of Momordica charantia (bitter melon), 1908 nucleotides long. RefSeq lists its product as uncharacterized. Gene Ontology annotation, cellular component: plasma membrane; plasmodesma. Lineage: Eukaryota; Viridiplantae; Streptophyta; Magnoliopsida; Cucurbitales; Cucurbitaceae. The record is from RefSeq and is a predicted model, not a curated record.
CUGAGAAAGAGAAAGUGGGAAAUCAAAUCGAGGGAUCAGCUCGGAUUUUGCAAAGCUCUCUCUCUCUCUUUCUCUGAAUGCGAGAAGGAGAGCCAUUAUGAUCUUCCCUCGACGCAGACCUUCAUCCGUUUUCCUUCUUCUUCUUCCAUUUCUCUUCUUCUUCUUCUUCUUCUUCUCGCAUUCAUCACGCGCCGCCUCAGACCUCAACGGCACUCUCGUCGCCGAUAAUUUUGAUGGGGUUGGGGCCCUUAAUGCUUCGCAGCCAUUGAUGGAUGCAAUAAACCUUACGGGAUCGGAUGCUGCUGCGAACUCGUCGCUGAUUUUGGCCGCAUACAGGACGCACAGGAAAGACCCAAUUGGGGGUUUUAAACUCUAUACUGGUGGAUGGAAUAUUAGUAAUGAGCAUUACUGGGCAUCUGUUGCUCUUACCGGUGCUCCAUUAUUUAUCAUUGCCGUUGUUUGGUUCCUGCUCUUUGGGAUAUGCUUGUUCAUCACCUGUCUUUAUAGUUGCUGUUGUCGGAGGAAGCCUUAUGGCUAUUCUCGAACGGCCUAUGCCCUCUCUCUUGCUUUCCUCAUAUUCUUUACCAUCUCAGCAGUUGUUGGAUGCAUCGUGUUAUAUGUCGGUCAAGGGAAUUUUCACAGCCGUACGACGAGGACGUUGGAAUUUAUUCUGCAUCAAGCAUAUGCAACUGUUGACAACCUCAAGAAUUUGGCAAUCUCUCUUUCUGCCGCAAAGACUAUCGCAGUCGAUUCGAUAUUUCUGGCUGCACAGGCCCAGAAAGGAAUUGACGACAUUGGGACAAAGAUCAGUUCUACUGCUUCUAUUCUUACUGAUGCCGUUGAAGACAAUGCUCACACGAUACAGCAAGGCUUGGAUGGAGUGGGACUCGCCCUCAUUAUUAUUUCUGCUGUUAUGCUCCUAUUGACAUUUGUUGGAUUCUUAUGUUCCAUCUUCGGGUUGCAGUGUAUCGUAAGCACCUUGGUGGUGUUUGGUUGGAUUCUGGUUACGGUCACAUUCAUUCUGUGUGGCGUGUUUCUUCUUCUCCAUAAUGUGAUAGGAGAUGCAUGUGUUGCAAUGGAUGAUUGGUUGCAGCAUCCGACUGCCUACACGGCGUUAGACGAUAUCCUUCCGUGCAUCGACAAUGCGACAGCAAGAGAAAUUCAGACACAAUCCAAGAAUGUGAAUGUCCAAAUUGUAAGUUUGGUGAAUGGAGUGAUCCACAGGCUCGCAAAUGCCAACCCCACUCCAGAUCUCACCCCUCCUUUCAAUUACAAUCAGUCUGGCCCCUUGGUGCCAUAUCUUUGCAGUCCGUUUAAUCCCGAUCUCACCGAUCGAAACUGCACGUUGGAAGAAGUAGAACUGAGCAAAGCUCCUGAGGUAUGGAAGAACAUGACCUGCCAACUAUCAGGGUCAGGAAUCUGCGGCACCACCGGGCGGUUGACCCCGAUGUUCUACACCCAAAUGGUGGCCGCAGUGAACGUGAGCUACGGGCUGUACCGGUACGGGCCGUUCAUGUUGGAACUGGUGGACUGUACAUUCGUGCGACAAGUGUUCACAGACAUCAGGAACAGCCAUUGCCCUGGCCUCCGACAGUACACGCAGUCCAUAUACGUGGGCUUGCUCAUAGUGUCCGCCGCCGUCAUGCUGUCCCUCAUCUUCUGGGUUAUAUAUGCUCGAGAGCGCCGCCAUCGGGUCUACAACAAGCAGUUCAUUGCCGCAGCUCCGGGAUAACACUUGCACACUUACGAUUUUCCCAUCAUUUUUCUUCUUCUUGUGUUCAAUUUCGGCUAUCGUUCUCGACAUAUGUACAUACGCAUGGACGACGGGAAGGAUGAAUCCACAUUUUACCAUUUUACCGUUUCUUACCAAAUAUAUCACUAAAAUCUAUAUGAUAUUAAUGUUAAUAA